AGCAAAAGACGGAACCAAAGCUAAAACUGAUGAGAACCUCUUAGUGCUCGUUAUCCCUAACCUCACACAUAAAAAUCACCAACCAAAGCCAAUAUAAAACAAAGAAGAGAAAACAGAGAGAGUUAGAGUGAUAACUGAGAAGUAGUAAAAGAAGAAAAUGGCAGUAGAGAUAGCUCUGAGAGUAACAGGUUCGAGUGCAACUGUUUGUAAUCUAAAUGGGUCUCACAGGAGGCCAGCCCCUCUAUCUCCUGUAACUCGUUUUCUGGGUCUGCCUCCUCGAGCUUCUUUUUCUUCUUCAAUUUCCUCUUCUCUCUCUCAGUUCUUGGGAAGUGUCCGAAUUGGCUCUAGAUUUCCCAUUUCCCGUCAUCAACAUGGGAAGAGAAGGAACUUCUCUGUCUUCGCUAUGGCCGCCGACGAGACAAAGCGUGAGGUGCCAUUGAAAGAUUAUCGCAAUAUUGGAAUUAUGGCUCACAUAGAUGCAGGAAAGACCACAACAACAGAACGUAUUCUAUUCUACACAGGAAGAAACUAUAAAAUUGGUGAGGUACAUGAGGGCACCGCUACAAUGGACUGGAUGGAGCAAGAGCAGGAAAGAGGUAUUACCAUAACAUCAGCUGCAACUACGGCAUUUUGGAAAAAGCACCGAAUUAAUAUUAUUGAUACCCCUGGCCAUGUUGACUUCACACUUGAAGUGGAGCGAGCUCUCAGGGUUUUAGAUGGAGCUAUAUGCUUGUUUGACAGUGUUGCUGGUGUUGAACCACAAUCUGAAACUGUGUGGAGGCAAGCUGAUAAGUAUGGAGUACCCAGAAUUUGCUUUGUCAAUAAGAUGGAUCGUCUAGGAGCAAACUUUUUCCGGACAAGAGACAUGAUGGUAACAAAUUUGGGUGCUAAACCACUUGUGAUUCAACUACCAAUUGGUGCAGAAGACAAUUUUCAAGGAGUGAUUGACCUUGUAAAGAUGAAAGCUGUUCUCUGGUCAGGGGAAGAGUUGGGUGCAAAGUUUGACUAUGUCGAUAUUCCAGCUGAUCUUGGGGAGUUGGCUGAAGAGUACCGGUCACAAAUGAUAGAAACCAUAGUUGAAUUAGAUGAUCAAGCUAUGGAGAGCUAUCUAGAAGGAGUUGAGCCUGAUGAGGAAACCAUUAAUAAAUUAAUUAGGAAAGGUACCAUUGGAAGCAGUUUUGUGCCAGUAUUAUGUGGCUCAGCUUUUAAAAAUAAGGGAGUUCAGCCGUUACUUGAUGCUGUUAUGUAUUACUUGCCAUCACCUCUUGACUUGCCAGCUAUGAAGGGGACUGAUCCUGAAAACCCUGAAGUGACAAUUGAAAGGACAGCAAGUGAUGAUGAACCAUUUUCUGGACUAGCUUUCAAGAUUAUGACUGAUCCAUUUGUGGGAUCCCUAACGUUUGUCAGGGUGUAUUCAGGGAAGCUUAGUGCAGGAUCUUACGUGCUGAAUGCAAACAAAGGAAAGAAAGAGAGAAUUGGUAGACUUUUGGAAAUGCAUGCCAACAGUAGAGAGGAUGUUAAGGUUGCUUUGGCUGGUGAUAUUGUUGCUCUUGCAGGUCUAAAAGAUACUAUUACAGGUGAAACUCUCAGCGAUGCUGACCAUCCUGUUGUCCUUGAACGGAUGGACUUCCCUGAUCCCGUGAUUAAGAUUGCUAUUGAACCCAAGACUAAAGCUGAUGUUGAUAAAAUGGCUAAUGGCUUGAUCAAGCUUGCUCAAGAAGACCCUUCUUUCCACUUCUCACUGGAUGAAGAGAUCAACCAGACUGUGAUUGAAGGAAUGGGAGAAUUGCAUCUAGAGAUUAUUGUUGAUCGUCUGAAGAGAGAGUUCAAGGUAGAAGCUAAUAUUGGUGUACCUCAAGUAAAUUACCGUGAGAGCAUUUCUAAAGUUUCAGAAGUAAAGUAUGUGCAUAAGAAACAGUCAGGUGGGCAAGGGCAGUUUGCUGAUAUUACUGUACGUUUUGAGCCGAUGGGUCCAGGUAGUGGAUAUGAGUUCAAGAGUGAAAUCAAGGGAGGAGCAGUGCCAAAAGAAUAUAUUCCUGGAGUGAUGAAGGGACUGGCGGAGUGUAUGAAUAAUGGUGUGCUUGCAGGCUUUCCUGUUGUUGAUGUACGUGCCGUGCUAGUAGAUGGUUCUUACCACGAUGUUGAUUCAAGUGUCUUGGCAUUUCAGCUGGCAGCCAGGGGAGCCUUCAGAGAGGGGAUUAGAAAGGCUGGCCCUAGGAUGCUUGAACCUAUAAUGAAAGUUGAGGUUGUCACACCUGAAGAACACUUGGGUGAUGUGAUUGGUGAUCUCAACUCCCGAAGAGGCCAGAUUAACAGCUUUGGUGAUAAACCUGGUGGGCUCAAGGUGGUGGAUGCCCUAGUUCCGCUCGCGGAGAUGUUCCAGUAUGUCAGCACUCUCCGAGGAAUGACAAAAGGUCGUGCAUCCUACACCAUGCAACUAGCCAAGUUUGAUGUUGUUCCUCAACACAUCCAGAACGAGCUUGCUUCAAAAGGGCAAGAAGUUGCCGCUUGAUUUGUUUUUUCCUGGCGUCCCAACUACCAGGAGCACAAUUUUUUUGUUCACUCCAUAAAGUGCAACAUUACUCUUCUUUUUCCCUUUUUUUUUUUUUUUUAAUUUUAAAUUUCAUGUAUCAGUUUGGGAUACAAAAGUAACAAAUUCGUAAGCACAAACACUGCUUCUGUCUUCAAAUUUAUUAAGG
Molecule: messenger RNA, 2699 nt
Organism: Durio zibethinus
Lineage: Eukaryota; Viridiplantae; Streptophyta; Magnoliopsida; Malvales; Malvaceae
Product: elongation factor G-2, chloroplastic
Biological process (GO): translational elongation; ribosome disassembly
Cellular component (GO): chloroplast
Molecular function (GO): GTP binding; translation elongation factor activity; GTPase activity
Source: RefSeq, a predicted model, not a curated record